Molecule: messenger RNA, 842 nt
Organism: Gracilinanus agilis (Agile Gracile Mouse Opossum)
Lineage: Eukaryota; Metazoa; Chordata; Mammalia; Didelphimorphia; Didelphidae
Gene: C2H10orf143
Product: chromosome 2 C10orf143 homolog
Exons: 3
Coding region: 60-440 (126 amino acids)
Source: RefSeq, a predicted model, not a curated record
CGGGGCGACCGGAGCCGUGGGGGCGAGGCCCAGGCUUUAGAGCUCUGGGCUCCGGCUGCAUGGAUCGUGGCUCGCUGGCCGGCCUGCGGCGGCCUGCGGAAGAGGAGUGGGGCAGCCCGGGGGACGCGAAACGGGCCUGCAGGGCCAUCGAGGCUGGGCUCGGGGAAGAUGCCGGCCGUUGGACCACCGACCGGAGCUCCCAUGCCAAGAGCUUCCUGACGCGGGAGAUGGUGCCGGGGAGCGUCCCAGGCAGACAGAGCGCCGUGGUAGGUGUCCGCCAUCCCCAGAACGUCCGGUCGCGUUCAGUAUUGCCACAAAGAGCCUCCACCACGAGGGUGCUGACCCCCCACUGUGGUUUCUUCACUAGAUUUCUGCCCACAACGGAAGGCGGCCCGCCCAGCCCUGCUCGCGAUGCCUCGCCGGCGAGUCCGGCCAUUUGAGCCAUACCACGAAUGGUUAGAAGAGGCGAGCGGGCAGCCAAGGUCGAGUCCAGUCCUGGCCGCCAUCUUCAUAGGAUGCUUCAGGGAAACAUCUUCCAGCUGGAUCCAAGAACCGGCGGCCCGUUAUCUCCCGGGAAGCCCUUCCGCUCUCAGGUCCUCCCCUCUGGGGCUCCACAGAGCAGCUCCAAAGCCUCCUCCUCCAGGCCGGAAGAACUCUGCCCUGCCAAGCGGCCCUUCUUGUUCUCCCGCUUUGUUUGGGUAAAACCCAACGGGGUGCCGGGCGGCCGCUCCGGAGCCAGCCUGCCUGCUCCUGCCACUUGUGCCCAUUUUUAAUAGAAGUUAUUUUUGUACGACAAGGGAAAGUCCUCUCGUGCCGCAUAAAGCUGGCAGGACUCAGCUCCA